Messenger RNA from Drosophila virilis, 2178 nucleotides. RefSeq names its product Cuticular protein 50Ca (gene Cpr50Ca). The record is from RefSeq and is a predicted model, not a curated record. NCBI's taxonomy places the organism in Eukaryota, Metazoa, Arthropoda, Insecta, Diptera, Drosophilidae. Gene Ontology annotation, cellular component: extracellular matrix.
AUGGCAAACGGCGCUGCAGUUGGCGCCUGCCCCAGCAGCGGUCCCAUAUGCAUGGUGCUAUUGUUGCUUGGCCUGAAUCUAUCGUUGACCAAGGCCUUGGAAAACUGGCAGCGUUUUCCCUCGCUCGACACAUUCGCCAGCUAUGAGGAUAUGCAACGCUACUUCGAUCAGCGCAACUUUCGCAGCAUGCGACACAUUGAGAAUCCAAACGAUGACAGCUAUUUAGCUGCCUUCAAUCAGUACAACGAGCAGCCAGCGAAUCCCUCACAGCUCGCUCAUCCACGCGCCAAGCGCGAGCAACGCCAACUGCCCACUGCGCCGCGCAUGCUGCGCUUUGAGCUCAGCGAUGCGGUAGAACCCAGCCAGGAACUGAAACAGUUUCUGCGUCAGCAUCAGGAUCGCUCGCUCAAGGCACAGUCCGCUAUCAGCAGCACGGCACAGCCGCCAGCUAGCAGCACCGCCAGCAGCAGGAGGACUCGGAAGCUACAUCGGUCACGAAGAUCCGCCAGCAAUCGCCAACCGGCCAACUUUAAGGUACAAAUGAUUCCUUUCGAGGCAACGGAUGCACGUGAGCCGGAUGCAAUUACCGCACAGCUGAUCAAGCGCGCCAGAGCCUUGGAUGUGCAAAGGGAGCCAGCGCCAGGGGAGAGGUCAACUACAAGGUCCCAACUGCGUACACGCAAGACCAAACGCUCCAAGCGCUCGGCGCCGCUGCAGUUGCUCAAGUUUGAGCUGGCCGAUGCAAAGUCAUCGCUGCCCGCGUCGCUUCAGCGUAGCAGCAAGCAGCUGACAUUGCCCAGCUUACUGACCAUGGAAGCCGCUGCGCCGACGCUUCAAAAUCAAACGGCAAUCGGUGGCACACAGGAGACGCGCGUCGAUGACAACAUGGUCAUGUCUGGCGAGGCUGCAGCCGAGUCCAAGCGCAUGUAUAUCUACAAGGAGGCGCCUGCUACACACAUCAAGUCGAAGAAGUCACUUAGUGCUCUGCCCCACGAGGUGCAGAAGGUCAUCACCCAGCUGAUCAAGGAGGGGAACGGCGGCAAGGCAUAUAUCAAGUAUCUGCCGCCCCAGAAAAGCGACUAUGAGCACUUCAAGGUCAAGCCCGUCUCAUAUGUGCCCAAGCCAGCUGCGUAUAUGAAGUAUGUGGCCACCAAGGCGGUGGAGCCAGUUCAUGUGCACAUACAGCCCGUGCCCGUUGUGGAGCAGCUGCGUUAUGUGUACAAGCCCAACUAUGCCAAAGUUUAUCCUGUCGCGCCCACUUUAGUACAGCCCAUUGUGGUGCAAGAAGCAGCGCCCGCCGGCCCCAUUACAGAGGAAGUGCAUCACACUUACAGCGCCAAGUUGGCCGCACCCGAAGCUGCAGCUGAGCCGUCGCUGCAACAUGUGGCACCACAGUUUCGUCCAUCCAAGCCGGAUCCGUUGCAAUCAGAGCUGGUGGAAACCAAUCCCAUCUACGGUCGACCCGUUGAACAGUACAAAUAUGAUAUUCAAGCGGAGCCCAGUCCCUCUACGGCGCCAAUGAUAAAGAUCGAGUACCACGCAUCUGCGGAUAGCAUUAAUGAGCAUUACAAGCAGCUGCCAGAGUUUCGUGAGCUGUCCACACUGAUUGGCAAGUCACCCGACGAUCAAAUCCAUGGGCUCACCUAUCUGCUGGCCAAGGAGAUGCAGGCGAAGAUGCAGCGACAGCCAAAGGCUCAAAUCCCAGAUCCACGCCCACAGGACAACACUGCGCCUAUACUCUUCCAUCCGCAGCAGCAACCGGCGCCAGCAACUGCCACACUCAAGACCUUGACCGUAACGGAACACGGCUCGCUGGGCGUGCAGCCGGGCCGACUUAUUGGCAUGGCCAAGACCAAGCAGUAUGUGCCCAUUGUUGAGCCGGGCAACAACGAUGUCAAAGAGCUGCCCGUGGUGCCCAGCACCGCUGCUACUAAACUGCCCACGCCCAGCUCCUUCAUUGAUUUCUCGCCCGGCCACGGGCUGUCGCGCGGUUACGAGGGCGUCCACGAUGAGCAGCCGUUAACCACCGUCGAGCACAUCGUGCAUCAUCCAACGCAGACACAUCAUCACGGACUGCUAGCAACAUCUCUGCCAGCUGAAUUGGAGGCCGAUAAGAUUGCAAAUGGCUUGCACUAUGUGCACAGCCAGGACGACAAGGCGGUGAGUGCUAGAUCUUAA